GCGAGGGCGGUGCGGAGGGGCUGCGCCGUGCUGCGCGCCCAGCGACACUCGCCGCGUCCCGCGGGGCUGGAGAUGCUGGCGCGCGCGGCGGCGGCGGCGGGGGCGCGGGUCGCCCCGGCCGCGGAGACCUUCGCCGACGACGUGCUGCGCCUGUUCGGGGCCAACCACAGCCUGUCGGCCGGGCAGCUCGCCGGGCUGCUGCACCGGCUGGGCGCCGCGCCGGCCCUGGGCGCGGUGCUGCCGCUGGCCCACCUGCACCACAACCAGUGCUUGACCGGUGAGGAAAUUUUUUCUUUGCAUGGGAUACCCAACAACAGUCACAUAUCAAAUUCAAGCUUCUCUACAAUAUGUCCUGCUGUUUUGCAACAGCUGAUUUUUCACCCGUGUGAUCAUUGGGAGAACUUUCUGGAUACGUCUAAACCACAUUCUUUACAAGUUUGGGGAUUUGGGUUCCUGGCUGUGACUAUCAUUAACUUGGCAUCACUUCUGGGAUUGAUUUUAACUCCUCUCUUAAGGAAGUCGUAUUUCCCCAAGGUUUUAACCUACUUUGUGGGCUUGGCCAUUGGUACUCUCUUUUCUAAUGCAAUUUUCCAGCUCAUUCCAGAGGCAUUUGGGUUUGACCCAAAAGUAGACAACUAUAUUGAGAAAGCAGUUGCUGUGUUUGGUGGAUUCUAUAUUCUCUUCUUUGUGGAAAGGAUUCUUAAAGUGAUAUUGAAGAUCUAUAACCAGACUGGCCAUAUUGACUCUGAAAAUGGCGAACAGAAUUGUUCUCCGGAUAAGACUAACCCACCCAAACCACUAUCAUCCAGCAAUGGAGGGACGUGUUAUGCAAAUUCAGCUGUCAUAGAGAGCAAUGGAAAUCUUGGUUUUGACAGCAUCAGUGUGGUCUCAGCACAGGAAGAAGCCACCCAAGGCAGCUUAUGCAAGUGUCUUAAUGGGCGCCCACUGUCAAAGAUUGGGACCAUUGCUUGGAUGGUGACACUGAGUGAUGCCGUACACAAUUUCAUAGACGGUUUGGCUAUUGGUGCUUCUUUCACUUUGUCUCUGCUUCAAGGGCUUAGUACUUCCAUAGCCAUCUUGUGUGAAGAGUUUCCUCAUGAACUGGGGGAUUUUGUCAUCUUGCUUAAUGCAGGAAUGAGUACUCGGCAGGCUCUGUUUUUCAACUUUAUGUCUGCAUGUUCCUGUUACGUUGGGAUGGCUUUUGGUAUAUUAGUAGGCAACAACUUUGCUCCUAACAUCAUCUUUGCUGUAGCCGGUGGAAUGUUCCUGUACAUCUCUCUGGCAGAUAUGUUCCCAGAGAUGAAUGAUAUGCUGCGAGAGAAAGUGACAGGAAGAAAGAUGGAUCUCACAUUCUUCCUUAUUCAGAAUGCUGGUUUACUAACGGGGUUUACUGCUAUACUGUUGAUUACCUUGUAUGCAGGAAAUAUUCAGCUGUGAUAAUGCAAGUGAAAAUGCAGUCAGUACUGAAGACAUCAAGUAAAUUACAAAUGGAAGACACUUGAAAUCCAUGAAGGGACAUUCAUUUAAUCUACUUGGUUUUGAAACGGUGACAAGUCCCGUCCUGUCCCCCUUGCUCCAAAUAUAGGAAAUUCUUCUUUAGGACUUGCAGUCAAUCCAAAUAGUAGGAGCUGUCAGCUUCUGUACUAUGCCAAAGAACCGAUACUAGUAUUUUUAUUUCUACUUAAAAUUAUGAGACAUACCUGAACUGUCAGAGAAAGGAUGUUACUUGGCCAGUAGAAUUAUGCAAUACAUGCAACUCAAGACCAAAUGAAAGCUGAGGUCUUCAAGGAAGAUGCUUAUUUUAAAAAAAAUACUGGAGUCUCGUAUCCUUUUUUAACUGUGAUGAAGGCAAGCAGUUUCAAAACUGGUUAAUUUUCAUGAUUUUUGUUUCAGGAUUUGUCUGUGUAACACCCCCUUCUCCCACCAAAAAAAAAAAAAAAUCAAACUAUUUCAGAGUAGGUACUAAUGAAGCUAAGAUUUUUAAUUACUAAUUAACACUGGAAGGAAAGAUACCAGUUACUGCUUUUGAUCUUUUUUUCUUUAUAAGUGCACUAGGGAUUGUUGAUUUAUUUUGAGAACCGCUUUUUUUAAUUAGAGGGAACCUGUGUUAAAUUUGUGACAAUUUAUCAACUCCAUAAUAUUUUAGAAGCAUUGAGUAUUUUAAAAAUGUUCAAGCAUUUUGUACUUUAUGAAAAUAAAAGUGUUUUAUAUUUAAGUUCCACAAAUAUCCCUUUUAAAAAUCAGUAUUUUGGGUUAAAAUUUUUAAAGAUUUAUUUUUAGUUUUACAAAGUGGAAUUUAGAAAAAACUUGCUAAAGUCAACAUUCCAGUAAGCUUUUUUGUAAUUUGAAUAAUUUUCUUGUGUGCAGUUGGGUGAAAGUAAGUGAUACUAAAAUAUACAAACUCUUAUCACAGUCUGUUGCAUGUGAACUUUCUAAAAUCAUGCUUAUAUGUAUGAGUUGUUCUGAAAUAAACAAUUCAGCUACUCUGGUGUUGUAAGAUGUGUGCAAGGAAAUUAAUAAAAAAAUAUAUUCCAUUUCAGUCACCA
Harpia harpyja (harpy eagle) is the source of this 2546-nucleotide messenger RNA. It is a transcript of the gene SLC39A8, whose product is annotated as solute carrier family 39 member 8. The record is from RefSeq and is a predicted model, not a curated record. The transcript is spliced from 8 exons. Gene Ontology annotation, cellular component: membrane. Gene Ontology annotation, molecular function: zinc ion transmembrane transporter activity. NCBI's taxonomy places the organism in Eukaryota, Metazoa, Chordata, Aves, Accipitriformes, Accipitridae. Gene Ontology annotation, biological process: intracellular zinc ion homeostasis; zinc ion import across plasma membrane. Bases 73 to 1437 code for a protein of 454 amino acids.